Messenger RNA from Bradysia coprophila, 2912 nucleotides. RefSeq names its product DNA topoisomerase 3-beta (gene Top3beta). Gene Ontology annotation, biological process: DNA repair; DNA topological change; DNA recombination. NCBI's taxonomy places the organism in Eukaryota, Metazoa, Arthropoda, Insecta, Diptera, Sciaridae. Gene Ontology annotation, molecular function: DNA binding; DNA topoisomerase type I (single strand cut, ATP-independent) activity. The record is from RefSeq and is a predicted model, not a curated record. Gene Ontology annotation, cellular component: nucleus.
UACCCUAUUUUUUCUACACCGGGCGGAGCGAAACAUUUGACAUGUUGGUUUACUUCUUUCAUUGCAAAUAUUCACCGCGUUCUCUCAUAUUUACUAAAUUUUGAUUUGAUUGUUUUCUAAAUUACAGUGUAAUUGUGCGUCGAAAUGAAGACAGCCUUGAUGGUUGCGGAGAAGCCUUCGUUGGCAGCUUCUUUGGCUAAAAUAUUAAGCAACGGCAAACAUACUACGAGGAAAGGUUCCAACAACGCCUGUUCCAUCCACGAGUGGAAGGGAACGUUCAAAAAUGAGGCCACCACAUUUAAGAUGACCUCCGUUUGUGGCCACGUUAUGUCAUUGGAUUUCAUUGGAAAGUACAAUUCAUGGGACAAAGUAGAUCCGGCUGAAUUAUUUACUUGUCCCACCGAAAAGAAGGAGGCGACGGAAAAGUUACGCAUGCCAUCAUUUCUAAGCCAAGAAGCGAAAGGGUGCACCUAUCUGAUCUUAUGGCUGGAUUGCGACAAAGAAGGCGAAAAUAUUUGCUUCGAGGUCAUGGACGCCGUGUCGAAGUCGAUGCGGAACGUGUACUCCGAUCAGGUGACGUUUCGAGCCAAAUUCUCUGCCAUCACCGACAAAGACAUAAAAUUUGCAAUGGAACAUCUAAUUCGACCAAACGAGAACGAAGCUAAAUCGGUAGACGCUCGGCAAGAGAUCGAUCUACGAAUUGGUUGUGCAUUCACUCGCUUCCAAACGAAGUUCUUUCAAGGACACUACGGUGAUUUAGAUGCUUCGCUUAUAUCGUACGGUCCUUGCCAGACUCCAACGCUUGGAUUCUGUGUACAGAGACAAGAUGAAAUCACGAAUUUCGUCCCUGAAACGUACUGGUUUGUUCAACUUACUGCCGGCGAUCCUGAGGUUACACUGGAAUGGGCUAGGGGUCGAGUAUUUAAGAAGGAAAUAGCGAAUCUGUUCUUGGGCUUGGUGAAGAAGCACAAAGACGCUUACGUUGAAAGUGUUACAACAAAGGAGCAAACUAAACCUCGACCACAAGCUUUAAACACCGUUGAACUGAUGAGAGCUGCUAGUUCUGGACUUGGUUUAGGUCCUCAUAAUGCCAUGCAAAUUGCCGAAAAACUGUACACCCAAGGCUACAUAAGCUAUCCACGUACGGAGACUACCAGCUACCCGAGUAAUUUUGAUCUGAUUUCGGUUGUGAAUGUUCUGAAACCAUCGUCUGAGUUUGGCGAAGCAGCCAGAUCUAUUUUGGAAAAUUUCAAUCAACCUCGCAAAGGAACUGAUUGUGGUGACCAUCCUCCCAUCACGCCUAUGAAGCUGGGCCAUCGAAACGAAUUCGAUCACGAUACAUGGCGCGUCUACGAUUACAUUUGUCGCCAUUUUCUGGCAACUAUUUCGCACGAUCUAAAGUACAAAUCCACUACGGCCAAGCUACAAGUUGGAAGUGAACAUUUUUCAUGCACAACAGCUGUGCUCGUCGAUCCGGGCUAUACGAAAGUAAUGACCUGGCAAGCAUUCGGCGCCGACGAGCUGAUACCACCCUUCAAACAAGGCGAGAGUGUCCACAUUAACGAUGUCAAAUUGGUUGAACGUCAAACUGGGCCACCUGACUAUUUGACCGAAUCGGAGUUGAUUACUCUGAUGGAGAAGCAUGGCAUUGGAACGGAUGCUUCGAUUCCGGUUCAUAUAAACAACAUUUGCCAAAGAAAUUACGUAACGAUUGCCACUGGUCGGAAGUUGAUCCCAACCACCUUGGGGAAAGUUUUGGUUCAUGGCUAUUUGAAAAUUGAUCCAGAGCUAGUUCUGCCAACGAUGCGGUCCGAUGUGGAACGUCUACUCAAUCUCAUUGCUCAGGGUUCGGCCGAAUUUAAUUCGGUUUUAAGGCAUGCCAUCGAAAUAUUUCGCAUGAAGUUUCAAUAUUUCGUUCAAAACAUUGCCCAAAUGGACAGUCUCUUCGAAGGAUCAUUCAAUUCGAUUUCCGAAUUGGGCAAAGCGUACUCCCGCUGUGGCAAAUGCCGUCGCUACAUGAAGUACAUUCAAACAAAACCCGCUCGACUUCACUGUUCCCAGUGCGAUGAAACCUAUUCUUUGCCGAAUAACGGCACCAUUCGCAGUUACAAGGAGCUGCGUUGUCCGUUAGACGAUUUCGAAUUGCUAGUCUUUUCGAGCGGUACAAAGGGACGUUCGUAUCCAUUGUGUCCGUAUUGUUACAACCAUGCUCCGUUCAAGGAUAUGCCGAAAAAUGGUGGCUGUAAUUCGUGCACACAUCCGACGUGUGCACAUUCACUGUAUUCGCUGGGCGUGUCUAGUUGCUCCGAAUGCGAGUACGGUACUCUGGUAUUAGAUACCACAGCCGCGCCGAAAAAAUGGAAACUUGGAUGCAACACAUGCGAUGUGAUAAUAAACUUUUUCAAAGGAGCGACCAAAGUGUCUGUUGACUCUAAGAGUAAGUGCGACGAGUGUGGUUCGCAACAAGUAACCGUUCUCUACAAGAAUGUUCAAUCAAGAUUCAAGGAUGGUGCCGACGAGAAGACCGGAUGCGUCUUCUGUAGUUCGGAUUUUAUUCCACUGGUUGAAAAGCAUCGUGCUAUUUCGAGCCGACCAGCGCAAGCACCCACACGUGGCCGUGGAAACCGAGGAGCUGCUAGCUCUAUGGUUCCAGGUCGUGGUGGUGGUCCGAUUGCAACUCGUGGCGGUGGAAACAGGCGUGGACCUCCGAAAGAUAAGAUGGACCAAUUGGCCGCCUAUUUCGUGUAAGCAUCACAUGAGGAAUUUUCCUUUCAAAUAAUUUCUUCGGAAUACUCAGGAUAAAGCGUGGAAUUUGAUUUAAGAUGUAAAAUCUCUCACAGUAUUUUGUACGACAUCAAUCGCCAUUUAAUUACAUGAACAAUGUACGUAGUACGUACGCAAAUCGCUUGGGU